Porites lobata is the source of this 10079-nucleotide messenger RNA. NCBI's taxonomy places the organism in Eukaryota, Metazoa, Cnidaria, Anthozoa, Scleractinia, Poritidae. The record is from the annotation of a GenBank genome assembly.
AUGGCAGACAAACUGGGGGUCAUUUUGAGGAACGUCACAAGUUUCCAUGGGGAUCGCAUCAAUAAGAGAGGAAGGGUAGGGGUAGAGGAGGGUGCCCAUCACUUUAAUUCGUGGGGAUGAAUUAUCUUGCAUGUCAGGGGCUGAAAAUGUUCAACUGUUUUUACGUUGUAGAGCGGCGUCGUUGCGGAUAAGCUAUGAAGACAUUUUAGAAGGGGGAACUUCCCGACUCCCGCCCCUUUUUUCUUGACUCCCUUCCCAUAGCCCUUUUGGACUACAAAAUAUUAAGCAUUGUUGUUGAAUAAUCAUGCAACCCCUAGCUUUUUCUUUCUCUUCUCUCCCCUUUCAGGAUCCCCCACCAUCAACCCCUCCCUCUCCCCCCUCCCGAACCCUUUGCCCCCGUCCCUACUCUCCGUAGUUCCCACCAGUCCUCUGCCACCAUACUCAACUGUAACUGUGUAAAGAACAUAAGGAUUAACGAGUUAAGAACCUAAAUAGCGAUACUCACGCUUACGUCACCUAUCCAUAUCAAUGUGCCAACCUGCAGAAGGCCAACGCACUUGUUCUCGAAACAAAACAUUCUUUUUUUUCAUUCGUAACAAAUUUGAAUAACAAAGUGUAAACAGUGAUCUCUCCUAUAGCCUUAUGUCCUGGUAGGGUUCAUAUAUGCAACUUUUCAGUGUAAGUGACAUUUGUAAAUAAACUAAGAAUAUAUGUGGACUGAAACAGAUAGUUUUACAAGGCUCCUCCUCUGUAAAGUAAAGACCCGACCAGUACUUCUGCUCUCUCAACCGCGACAUAUUCACCAAAGCAACACGAUCCCAAUGUAUUAAACUAUCAUGGUGUAUACAUCUCCAAGCAUAAAACGGUACUAAAAAUAUUGGUUAAAAGACAACUUUAGCAUAUAGUUUAUCUUGGUUGCCCUCUGAAAUCUUUCCGAAAUAUGGUAAUGCUGUCGAAUGGGAGAAAACAAUUGUGAAUAGAUUUCGCUUUUGCAUUCUUUUUUUUCUCAUUUGUUGCAAAUUUGAAUAACAAAGUGUAAACAGUAGUCUCUCCUAUAGCCUUAAAUUCUAGUAGGGUUCUUAUAUUCGGCUCUUCAGUGAUGAGAUUUGUAAAUAAACGUAGAAUUUAUGUGGACUAAAACAGAUAGUUUUACAAGGUUCCUCCUCAGUAAACUAAAGACCCGACGCGUACUUUUGCUCUCUCAUCCGGGACAUAUUCUGCAUGGCUACAUAUUCACAUUCUGGCUAUCAUGGUCACCAAAGCAACGCGAUCUUAAUGUAUUACAUUAUCACGGUAUAUACAUCUCCAAGCAUAAAACUGUACUAAAAAUAUUAGUUAGAAGGAACAAAAAACACCAAGAAUCCAGCGAUAAAGUUUGAGACAACUGCAAAGCUAAUUUAAAAAAUGCAAAACUAAUUUGACGCUAUCGUUGCAAGAAAUAAUUUACUACGACAUCUUUUGCUUUUAUGCAUCGCUUACGUACCGUUAAGAGAUGAUAAAGAAAAUUCUGCCUUAAAACUUGACUAAUGGCAUUUCCAGUCUAUAACUGCUUUUUAGGUACAAAACCUUGCUCAAUUUCUGUUCAAUCCACCUUUAUAUAAUUAUCGAUUAUGACAAAGGUUUUUUAAGAAAAUGUUAUGUACGAUAACAUACUUGUAUAGGACAUCAAGCACUUCGUUUUCAUUGGACGUACAACAUUAAAAUAUGAUAGUUGAUUUUUUUCUUUGUCACCUUAUGAAUACAAUGCAUUUGAAUGUUACAAACUCAUUGUGAAGAUCAUUUCUGCCUGCGAGGACCGAAGCUUCCAAUAUUAAUUUCGAAGCAUCUAACGGGGAGCGGUAAGUACACAUUCCAACUUCAAUUCAAUUAGGCCGUCCCCCUGUGGGCAAAGUAUGAGCCAGAAACUUAAGCCGCGGUUUACCAAAUCUUUAAACAUCCAGAUCUCUUCUUUGGUGGGUUGUUUUAAGAAGAUAAAUGCUUUUCUAGUCUUCUCUUUAUGCUUUCGUAGAACUGUUCACAGUAAAUGGUGAUUAGAUAAAAUCGUUAGGCAAAAUGAAAAUGACUUAGAACGCGGUUUUGUUAAACACUGGCUGAACUACGUUUAAAUAUUUAAACCCUAUGUCAUAUGUGUUUAAUUUCAGCAUAUAGACCUUUCCCGCAUUCCUGUAAAGAAAGGCACCAACUGGAGGCUUGGGUGGGCAAAAUACAGUGAUUUGUAUGAAAUUGUCCCUGACCCUAGCCUCGUCGUAAUGUCUUUAUGUUUGCUCACAGGAGCGUUUUUUUAAAAAAUAAGAAGAAGAAGAAAGAAAAUGAUGUAUUAACUGUACUGUGUAAACAAAAAUUUUGCCCGUUGUUGCACGUUAAAGCUAAUGAGAGGGUGGCUGCAUGCUCAACUGUGAAAUCGAGUGAAUUUAGGAUAACCAUAGAGAAAAAAAGUUCCAGUACUAGUGACUUUUAAGGCAAAAUACUUACUGAAUGUGUCACGAUUUGAGAAUUCAAUUCAUUUCCCACUCUUUAGUCUUCAUCUUCAAUGAGCAGGUUUGUCUUUCCGCAUUUACUGACCCAAAUACAGACCUUUAGUAGCAAAAUAGACAACUAGCACUUAAUAGUACUUAAGUCUUAAGUGGGAUUCUUUAGAAAUAACUAACGAGUGAUUCACUAAAAAGCGCUAACAGAACAUAUCACCACUUAAGAAAGAAUGGUCAUGGUAUAUGUGUAAACAUAAAACGUCCUCCCGUCUAUUUAAAGAAGUGUCUUAGCAAGGAAGAGUUUUAUAUCUUACUACAAAUGAUACGUUUCACAUUUUUAGUUAGCUAGAGUCUUUCACAUUUUACAAAUGGAAAAGCAAUGCGGCGAAGUUUUUGAUUAUUGUCAUAACCAGAAGCCUAACUCAGGUUUGAAUAAAUUAAAAUUAAAUGAAUAAUUUCUGCUGGGAGAAAAAGAGAUUAUAAAAACAACAACAACUACAAAAUAUUACGUGUGGAAUGUGAGUCAGUUAUGCCUUGAUUCUAGUUAAAUUAUAUUUCUUUGUUAUUUCUGACAAUUUUAUUAUAAUUUUUUUCCAAAUUAAUGCUCUCAUAUCUGUUAUCUGCCCUUCAGCUUUACCUUGUCUAUACGAUUCUUGAUAACUAUAUGCUCCUCUUAAAUUCAAGUCAGUAACAAUUCGUGCACGUGUUCUAUGGUUUAGCGAGAGCAUUAAAGCUACAAAGUCCCAUAAACGGUCUGCCGAACGUACUUAGAUAGAGGCGUACUUCCUGCUGACUUCAAUAUAUUCAAAGCUGGUAGGAAUCGACUAAGUUUUCUGAUGAAAAAAUCCCAGCAGGAGUAUCAUUUUAUCAAUGAAAACAGCGCCAAUCAGCGGAAGAUGUUCACAAUUAGUAAAAAGCUGUUGAACAUGCAAGAAGUUAAUGAUAACUUGUUCCUUAAACUUUCAAUUAUAAGGAAAACUCCUAACGACGGAAGAAUAAUUUUUUUUGUGUUUUUUUUUUUCAGUUUUGUCUUUAAACCAUGAAGUAUUCUCUGUUCGCCCUGUUGGUACUUAUAAUUUCUUUCACUCAUGCAAAGUUAGUUGGUAGGUACAUAAUUGAAAUUUCUCGAGGGACACUUUCAUGUGAGAGGGGAGUAGGUGCCCCUGUAAAUGUGGGCGUGGACCAAGCUUUUCUUACCCAUCUAACAUACCAUUCUCAUACAGACAGUUAAACAGGAGCUAUAAUAAAUUUGAUAAGAUAAAAAUUGUCCACUUCUGCUUUAUUAUUUCUUCAGGCACAUUCUUACGCGAUACCUAUCUACGUAAUAUUUUGUCUUUCCAUCCUAAAUACUCAUUGCAAAGAGAUAUACAAACUUUACACACUGAAAUGAGAAGUAUUAAAACCGUGCCUGCCCGCUCCACCCCCUCGGGGGGACUCCGUCCCGAGGUCCAAGCCCUUACCCUUUUAUAUACCAUUUUGACAGAAACAUCAACCCUUUAGUAUACCUUCCAUUGACAAUGGUACUCACUUUACUUGCGUAGUUUAUAAUUUUGUAUCCCUAUAACUUCUAUAAAUGUACUGCCUUUUAAAUAUGAAAAAAAUCACAAAACCAGAAAAUGUUCUCGACUUUUUCACAAUCAUUAAAUCCUUCUGUAGCAAUUUUAUGUCAUACUAAACACCGAAAUGAGAGAUUUCCUACACUUUUAUAUACUUUCACUAGUGAAAUCCCUACCCUUUCAUAUACCUGAAGCCUGAUUAAAGGUACCCAUUUCAGGCGGAGACUCCCCGUAUAGUCCAUUAUAGGGAGAACCCUUCCGGGCCACCUCCCCCCCCCCCCCCUUAAGAAAUUAUAUAUUACAGCAUAAACUUUGAAUGAAUUACUAUGGGUAAGUGGUAAGGCUACGAACAAAGCAACUCAGUAACAGUUUAGAGAUUGCAUUAGUUACAUUGUAAUAUGAUACUGUAUUCUUCUAACUUCAGCGUACGAUGUUAAAACCGGUACGUCAGAUAAUGCUAUGGCUGGCACAAACGCCAAUGUUUGGAUCAAAAUACUUGGCCAGAAGCGCUUCACCAGGAAAUUGCUCUUGGAUAACCCUGGGAAAGAUGACUUUCAACAAGGAGCGUAAGUGUCGCACGUUAUUGUGGCUUUCAACUCACAGUAUAAUUCACCACUUUAGAAACGACUAUGAAACUCGAUUGAGUAGACUUCAAGGGUUGUUAUUGGACACAGGAAUAGCUGACCGGCGCGUGCCGAACAAAUUAAUUUUCGACUUUUGCCCCCCUUCUCGUUUUAAAAGUGGUAUAAUUUAAUUCAAAAACAAGUUGCUGUAACGGAGCGAAGUUGCUGUGCGCGCCGAUCUCCUAAAGUGGAGAGUCACAUAUCGGAUAGGUGUUCGCACAGCCAAUAGCUUUCCGUGUCGGCACGAACAUAACCUAACUCUUUCUAUAUUUUUGUAGAGGUUACGCACAGAGGGCAGUUUUUCCUCUAGGCUGAUCGAUCAUCAGCUAUACAUAACAGGGUUAGCUAAAAACAAAAAGACAAACGCUAUAUCCCUUAGAAUUUGCAAAAAUACUGCCCAUGCAGUAUAUAUUACAAUUUCUUUAAGUCUACGGAGCAUUGUUACACAACGGGCCAGAAUCCGAUGCAAUUUAGUGGGACAGAAGACGCUUUUACGUAGCAAGAGUUCAACUUCCACAGAAUUGACACUGUAAACCAACAUGGCCGCUAUUUCAUUCCUAACCCGUGGGGGGCGGGGCGGGGAGGGCGCAGGGAAGAGAGACGGGGUGGAGGGACUGUGAACGGCCCACAUUUCAGACAUGGAAUCUAAGUCAAUAAUAAUGAUAUCGUGGUUUAAAUGGAUAAAUUUGUAAAUUUCAAUGCUUUUCAAAUUUCCCUGUAGUGUAGACGACUUUAAAGUCUAUGCCGAAGAUGUUGGAUCAGUGUGCGGAUUUGAAGUUAUGCGUGAUGACACGGUAUCCAAUGGCGUGUCUGCUGUAUGGGGUAUUGAUUCCGUAAGUGAUCACAGUCAAACCACAGUCACCCUUGAGAAAUGGCCAACUGAUACAGAUUGGUAUGUUUAAUGCAGGUUCCGGGGGGUGCGUGUUCUUGAAACGUGCCGUCCGUUACAAACUAAGCCCAGUGGCUCUGGGGACGAGAAAUCGCGUAUCCUAGAUAACCAUAAAACAAGUGCGCAUGCCUACGAUCGUACAUGCGAAAAAUUAUUCUGGAUUUUUUUUCUCUUUAUAUAAAAUGAUACUGUGCUCUCUCGCUGACGCUCACCUGCAAUGAAGCUUAGUUUUAAAAUUUAGUUUCUAAAGUUGGAUAGUUACAUGUACUCACAGUAUAAUUUGCUUUGUUCCAGAUUGGUGUGAAGCCUGCCUGGGAGCCAAAGUAUUUGACUUUUUAUUAUAACUUCUUUUUACCGGCUUAUACGUGGAUUGAGUUCCCCAGUAAGUAAUUAAAUAUGAGAAACUAUAUGGGUCAGCCACAAGUUUGAAAAAAGCCACCAGUAUUCAACUCAAGCUUAUUAUUCAAUAAUUCAUUUCUUUGACUUGUUAAAAGUUAAUAAUUAAACUGAACUGCCCUCUUUGAGAGGCCAGAAGAAGGAAAACUUUAAGAUCCUUUUUUCCCAAAACGGUAUGGUCUCCUUCAAAGUCUUUUUGACGAGACGAAACGACUGAGAAGGAGGCUAAAAACGUUAUAACGAUAAAAUGUUUUUUCGCCAGCAGCAUGGUGCGCCUUAGAAGAUUGUUUUUCUAUAUGAAGUAUUUUAAUUGGCGGCCGGGAAAACCUUAAAUUCCUGUUAAAGUGGGCUGUUUGCAGUCUUCUAUUUCUUCGUGGGAUUGUUGAGAAAGAGGCUUGCUGCAACUGGCAGUAACCUAGGCUCCAAAUGAGAGUGUGACCUGGGGAUGAGGAUCAAAUUUACCUUAGUGUGCGGCAAAAGGGGGGACGUGGAUCUUGAGAGCUGACAAGAAAUAUAUUUUUUUGCACGCUCUUUUUUUUUCAGUAAAUAAUUAAGUGAAGGAAAAAGAAGAGAGCGGAAGAAAAAUUCAAUGGCAACUCCUUUAUCGAAAUUAAAAUUAUUAUAGUUCUUUUAGCCUAUCUGUCUCAGAAGCUAUUUUUUAAUAAGUGGUCAAAUAACGCUUAAGCUUCGCCCAGUUUGGUCUUCUUUUCUUUUGAAUUUCUUAUUCUCACAUGUUUUAGCCGGGUGUUACCCAAGCGAAUACUGUCGAGGUAAACUUAUCACAGAAUAAUUUCUUCUCAGGAUCUACAUGCUUGGAAACAAAUGAGGCUUGCUAUAAAGAAGCAGCUGCCUGCCCAGCGGGUACAAAGGAGAAUUCUGGCAAGGAGUGCUUCCUGAAAACUUUAAAGUGUUGUACCACCGGUAAGCUGUUAGUAGUGAGACCCUUACAGCUGGUUAGUCAUGAGGAACAGAAAAUGUUAAGGACUAAGAAACGACCUGGGCGACAAGACUCUCCGGAGCGAGGUCCCCAAUAGAGUUCUUCAAUCCUGUAAUCUUGAUUCAAAAUUUCGUGCAAUCCCGUAAUCACGAGGGGGGUUUUUAGCAUCCCACCUCCCGCGCAUAUUUUCAAACCCGAAGCUCGCCCUAAUUUUACUUUCAAAUCCCGAAUCCCGAGAUUCAGAUAAGAGAAAUCCCGAAAAAACUUAUUAGGGAUCCUCCAGAGCAGAGUGGUAUUUCACUUCUAACAAGUCAACAUGACUGAUCAGUAACAAAGGACCCAUUCUCAUAAGAGAGGAGAUACUAGUGGAGGAUCCAGGGGGCUCCGGGCCCCAAACCCCCCUCCCCCCUGCACGUCAGACCUGACGCUAGUUUGAGACUGAAAUUCUUACAUCGACAGGAUCGCAUAUAACUUUCUGACUAGUUGAUUUUUUUAAUGAAACGCGCGUUGCAUUUUGCCACUAAACUAAAUUCCAGGGAUAUUAUUACUAUCUUAUUAUUAUUAUUAUUAUUAUUAUUAUUAUAUUAUUAUUAUUAUUGUCAUUAUGGGAUAUAUUGCCUCUGCUUUCAAAGCAGGUAAUCUUAUACGCGCAAAAAAGUUAGAUAUCCUGUGCACGCGUGCGCAGGAACAGUUGGGGAAGGACCAAACUUUAAUCCAUAUUGUGUUUUUUUUUGUUUGUUUGUUUUUUUCUUUUCAGAAACAGCUGCCAGUGAAACGAAGGAGACUGAGUAACACCAGCUAAUGAAUUUUAAUCCGUAAGGGAUAAGACAAAGAAACUGGAAAAUGAUUCAGUUUAAUUUCCAUGGGGUUUCAAGCAAGCUUAAGGGUUAUUCUAAGGAUGAUCAUGAAUAUAUGAUUUUCUUGAAAGUCAUCAAUAAACCGGCAUUAAAAAAUCCCGACCGUCAGUUAUAAAAUGGCUAUAAUGAGACAGCAAUAAAAUCAAGGCUGAAAACCCUGUAACAAAUCCUUUCACCGGUCCUCUAGAUAGAUAGAAAGUAGGGGUACCUUAAGUGGCGUCGAUAGGCUCAGAAAAAAGCUCAAUGAGAGAAGCAGUAGGGACUGCACCCGAGACACAACAAAAGGGCGGUUGGCUUUCGAAAGCAACAAACAUGCGGGAACUUACAGUAAGUAUAAGUCAGUAAGGGGACUGUGCCACUGCGGACCUCUGAGGGCACAUUUUCCUCCUCUGAUAACGCCAACAAUACUUUGAUGGUACGAAACCCAGCAACCAUUCGCGAAGUAACAACCAAAGUGGAACAAAUAGUCCUACUCAGUAAAUCGACUCUAUCGCCUGAUGAAGACCUGCAUUACGCGGUCGAAACGCCGCGUUCAAUAUCUAAGUGACAAUCGUGAGACAAACGAUUAACGAAACCCUUUAUACACAUUAACAAUGGCGAAAAUUAUCUUUCAUGACAAGUCAGCAAACGUUUGUACGCAAAUGACUGAGAGUGGACUGGUCAAGAAGUUGACAACUAGCUGAGCAUGCGCGGUUAGUGCUAAGAACAAAAGCCAUUGAAUAAUCAGCCUAAUUACAUGCUGCAUUGAUUAAAGUAGCGCAUAAAUGAUGGAGAAUAAUUAUGACGUAAUCUUUGCAUCUUUUGCACAAUAGACAUUAUUUUCAUUCAGCGGUUUAUCUGGCUAUGCAUCAGUAUAGAAACUUACGCGCUCCUAUCCCCAUCAAAAUAAUGAGAAGCAGCGGGAGAAAAAAAAAGCAAAGCAAAACAGCAAUUACACUACUACCACCAGAAAUGAUGAGAUUACUAUAGUAAAUAGAGGAGACUGGUUACGGAAACCAACAAACAUCAAAGACGAAAACAACUGCGCUGAAAUUUAUGUUGACCACUCCUUUUCUUCCCUUGAUUUUUUGUUAACAAAUUUUAUAGUGUCAGAAUAAAUUAAUGAAGCGUUUUCGAUUGGUCAGUAAAUUCAAAAUCACAGGAAUGCUAUUGAACGUUGUGCAAGGUCAGGUCCAAAAAACUAACAAACACAUUUGAAAAAGAAGUCUGAUAAGCUUGAUCGCCGUUGUGUUUAAUUAACUAUGCAUAGGCCAUAAAAAUCAUGUCGCUCAAUUUUCUAUCGAAAUGUCCAUUAAAAGGACAGUUCAAAUGGUUAUGUAAUCCUCAAGCAAUACAUGCUGAUUACAAUUGGUAGCUUGGUCACAGAAAUGACAAAUUCCAUCACAGUCAAUUCUCGGCACGUCUUUUCAACGCUGCUACAUUUGGCAAGCUCAGGAACAGCCUAUUUCCGAAGAGUAAGUAUUAAGUUUUACGUUUAGUUUUUCCUUCCUCGACAACUAGAGCUUCUGUUACUCAAGUUUAUAUCGUAUAACUUAAACGUUAGCUAUUCAGAUGAUUAAGCAUAAUAGUAGGUGUACUAAGAACGAUGUUUACCACAAACUCACAUGGUACUAAGCUAUUAUCUUAUACUAGCCUACGUCAAAAUUAUUAGUAACACUAAGACUAUAGCGGAAUGGUUGGUUGCGUUUUAUGUAGUAUAUUCUGAAAUGAUAUCCUGUCAUGAUAGUUUAGGAUGUUUGGAGUAAUGAUAGAUUUAUUUAAAGAAAUCAAUGCCUCAUUGUGUUUACUGCCAGUCUCAAAUUUUAUUCAACACCAAGAACUUCUCAAGAAAUACUAAAAUUAUUUCCCCAACCUCAAAUAAGAUUGAACCCAUUUCAAUAUCAUUUUCCCCCCUAGUUUGUGAACACUGGAUAUGUUUCCUUCUAACGCGAAUACCGCUUGCACGUCGCGGGAUCGUUGUCUGUAAUUUUUUGCCAUGUUUUUAGAAUAAUGAACUAGUCAUAAAACGAAUAAGGCUAAGCCCUCUUCAAUAUCAUUUUCACCUGUAGCUUGUGAACAGGACUGCACUGAACGAGUAGCCUUCUGUUACUAUGUCAUAACAACAACAGAUCGCAUGACAAAAAGGAAGGCUCGAGAAGAAUGUCAGGUGCCGUCCUACCCUUUCUCAAAUCGGAAAUAGAAAACCAAUGUGGCAAACUCGAUGGAGAAAAGUGGAGAACCAUGGCUUGGAAUGGAAACCACUGGAAACAAUGAUUUUAAAUGGAUCGAUGGAGCAUCGGUAUCAGCCACAUUUUCUGCAUGGACUACAGGAGAACCAAACAACCCUGGAGUGGAGAAUUGUCCCUACAUGUAA